UUCUUAGACGUUGUUAGGAAGACUGCGGUUUUGUUUAUCUUUAGUUACAAUGCAAAUGUCGAAAUCCCAAGGUUCCACGUUACCCAGACUUCAUUUCAUCGAUUAAGAUCAACGAGAAUCGAGUUAAAUUCACAAGUGGUCAACAUGAAGUUAACCAUUUUGUUCAGUUUAAUGUGUGUAACCUUAAUAGAAUCGGCCCUUGACUUUGAUUGCCAAAAGCGAAUUUGGGACAUUUGCUACGAGGACGCCUCCUAUCCCUCCGAGGAAAUUGACAAAAAAUGGCGCGACUUGAACGAGGAUAAGCAGAUGAAAUUUGGCAAAUACGUGGAUACCCAUUGGGAAAGUGAGGUCAUUUUGGAACCGUGUAAACUCUGCAGCAUCGAGACAAGUAUAAAAAUCCAACCGCUUAGUUUGAUACGUGAUACUGAGAAGAUUUAUUUAUUGAGCACUAACAAAUAUCCCAUUCCAACAAUUCAUGUUGAAGUUUGCAGGAAAAAUGCUAAAUGCAUGCUCGAGAAUUUGCAAAACGAUUUUGCAACAGAUUGCAUACAAAAAACGUCAAAAAUCAACGUUUUAUCCUACAAUUCCACAUCAAAAAGUUUCCAAGCGACCAUGAUGCAAUUUCCAAGCGGUUGCGAAUGCGUAAUCGAGGAGAAUGCAAUAUAA
This is a messenger RNA of Phyllotreta striolata, 666 nucleotides long. NCBI's taxonomy places the organism in Eukaryota, Metazoa, Arthropoda, Insecta, Coleoptera, Chrysomelidae. The record is from the annotation of a GenBank genome assembly.